This is a messenger RNA of Diaporthe citri, 1371 nucleotides long. RefSeq lists its product as uncharacterized. The coding region runs from base 1 to 1371 and encodes 456 amino acids. The record is from RefSeq and is a predicted model, not a curated record. Lineage: Eukaryota; Fungi; Ascomycota; Sordariomycetes; Diaporthales; Diaporthaceae. The transcript has a single exon.
AUGCCGCGCACAGCCACCUCAGAGGACUUGAAGGACGAGGCUUUCCAGAUGAGGAGGGAGGAGGCCCCGAGGACUCGGAUCGGGCGAGUCUUCUCCAGGAUUAUCUCCAGGCGACGGAAACCGCGGGGCCAGGAGUUCUACGAGCUGUCCAGGGACAGCUCUCACCCGGGGCGAGCUUCGUUCAACAGAGAUCAUGCCUUCCGCACGUCGCACGCCGAGUUGGACGGCACCGAGCUCAACUCAGGCGGCGGAGCGAGGUAUUGGCGGAACCAGAGCACGGAUGGCUUAACGGCAUACCAGAGGGCUAUCCAGAAGUUGGACAGGGAGGCGUUGGGACCGGCGCCAGCUCACGCGCCAGCGACGAGGAAAUCGGUGCAUGACAUCAGCCUCGAAGGGCACCACUACCAGCCACAAGAACCAUCACCACCUGCUUCUGCGCCGUACACCCAAGUCGACUACAGCUCGCUGCCAUCAAUGCCCUCGCCAGCAACACCCCGCUUUUCGACAAGGCAGAACCGCCGCUUCGACGCCCCCCCUCCACUGAACAUUGCGCCCCAAAGGGCGUCAGCGUCACUUGUGACGAGCACCACUAACGCCAACUCAACCUUCAUUUCCUACUCGCCAUAUCAGUACCACACGCCUCACACCGUCUCCCCCCUGCCGACCGACGACGUCGGCCCAGUUCCCAGACACGGGCCCUCGUCUUCGCACUCAUCCAAAUCAGAUCAAUCGAGCCUAGCAUCACAUUCUCCAGUAUCUUUGUCAUCGCGCGGCCGGGUGUCUUCCAUCAGCAGGACCAACUCGGCUGUUAAGCCGGUGGAAUCUCGCUCUCUACCCCCGCCAACGCCGACAUACCACCAAAGCCAAAGGGCACCGAUUGACACCGAGAACAUAAUCUGUCUCGGCCCCAUGCCCGACAACAUGCAGUUUCCGUCGCCCUCAAGUAACCAUUUCAGGUCCCAGUCCCAGCAAAACCCUCGCUCACCACCCAGGCUGGUCAUACCCAACGAACAGCACAGCUCACCCGCAUCGCCGAGCAGCCCGAGCAGCCCCGUCACCCAGGACCUGUUCCUGCACGACCAAAGCCCGCUGGCGCCCUAUCAGAGCCCCGUCAAGUCCGUCUUCACCCGCGAGCUCUCGCUUCACUCGAACCGGCAGGGGACCGCCGACGGCUCCUACCGCGAGGGAGACCGGCGCGGGUCGACCGACAGCCUGGGCAGCAACUUCACCGUCGAGGAGGAGGCGCGCAUCCAGGCACAGAUCGUCAAGAACCUGUCCAUGCUCGGCCACGAGCGGGUGGGCGGCGAGGGCGAUAUCGUGCACGUCCCUCAGCCCUCGCCCAGGAGGUAUAGCUGGGAAGAGACCAUGUGA